UGAAGCAACGAGUUCUUGAGAGACAGUCUCAUGAGUUGCAUUUGGGAGAAAAAGGAAAACUGAAGUUGAUUGUCACAGAGCCUGAAACAGCGCCAGCUGCUGAAGAGGAGACAUUUGAAGAAAAAUUAGUUCCCACAAAGGCUCUGGAUGCCACCAGCAAAAUUCAAACAAAAGGUGAUGCAAAAACCUUGGAGAAAGCAAAGACCUUUAUUCCAAACAGUGAACUCCAGGAGAAGGCUGGCUCUGCAGAGGCCUCACCUUCAGUGGUGUUUGAAAACAUACAAAGAUGCAGUUUGAACUGUUUACGUAUGCUGUUGGAGAACAUCAGUGGCCUAGCUGUAGAUGACGACUUCACUGUGGAAGUGAUACCUGAAAUAAACGUUGCUGUAGUUACCUUUAUAAAAAGUAUUGAUACUGAAGAAUUUGUCCAAAAAUGUUCACAACACAGGAGAGUUAAAGAAUUCAGGAUGACUGUCAGUCUUCUUGAAUUGACCCAGACUAUCAAGGCUGAAAAGCUGCCAGACAGUGUUUCCACAGACUACCUCACAGUUUACUUUGAGAGCGUGCGGAACGGAGGGGGCCCCGUGUCCGAUGUCCUGCACUUCCCCGAGGAGAACUCAGCCAUCAUUACUUUCUGUGAUCGCAAAGAUCUAAACACGGUCUUGGCAAAGCAGCAUUUACUGGAACAGAAGCUGAUCUCUGUGUAUCCAUAUUACCACUCCCUGGGAACAGCUCUCUAUGGAGAAGAAAGACCAAGUAUCAAGAUGCCAGACCCCAUUGGGGUGCCACUAGACCUGUAUGUCUGGGAGUUUUUACAAAGGGAUGCAAAGCUGAUCCAAGGCAUAGACCAGGAAAUGGCAGUUUGCCAUUGUGAGCUAAAAUGGCCCCAGACAGACUGUGGAAACCCAGAAGUUAUGUUGUGCCCAUCGUCAUCUCUCUCCGAGCAGAAACACCCAGUGAUUAAGGUGAUCAAGACAUGGAAGCAAGAUGUUUCUGCUGAGUUCUCUCGUAUCAUGGCACGUUACAUAGCUAUAAAAUGCAAAGUAAACUCAGCAGAUUGGGAAGAUGUGAAAAGCAGAUUAUUGAAAGAUGCUGCUUUGAUCAUAACUGAUAUUUCUGAGGACAUGGUGGUGAUUGCAGGCAGUAGAGCAGCAGUGGACAGUGCAGAGAGAGAAGUGAGGGAAAGCAUGGAAAAAGCCAUGAAGCAAAGUGAAAGGGAGAAACAAAGCAUAGAAAUUGCUGUGUCAGUGAUCCCGGCGAAGUAUACUGUGCUGCACAAUGCUGGGUUAGAAGAGAAUAUUCACAAGGAAUAUCCAUGCUUAAAGAUCUUUUAUGAUGCCCAAAAAAAGGCAGUUCAGUUGUGUGGAUUACCUGCAGAAGUAUAUAAAAUCAAAGCUGACUUACUGGAAAAGGCGUGGAAUAUACCAUCUACAUCAGUUACCAUUGAUCCCCAUGUUUUCCAGUAUCUACAGAGUGUAGAUAAUAAAACAAUGUCAGAGACAUUAUUCAUUAAGAAAAAAUGUAAUGCCUUUUAUGAACUUGAGGAUGAUACUGUGUUGCUGUAUGGAGAUGCCCCCAAAGAUCUUUUCGAAGCAGAAAAGCAAAUAAGAACAGGCUUAGACUACAAGUGUAUCAAUGUGGAGGAUGGUGAGGUCCUUAAAAAGUCUCAGUGGAAGAAUCUUCUUGCCUCCUUGAUAAAGAGAUACAAUUCUACCCAGGAAACUGUAAUUACUGAACAGUCUGUUGGAAAAGAAAAUAAAGUGAUUAUUGCAGGCUUUUCUAAGGGUGUAACAGACGUUUAUCAGAAACUUAAUGAUUUCAUAGAUAGAAACACGGUCAUGGAAAAAGUAAUCCCAGCGAAUUCUGUGGUGGUAGUGCAGUUUGUAGAGAAGGAGAAAUCUGGUAUUUAUCAAGAAUUGAGGAAGAAAGGUGUGACAGUAUGUUUUGACACCAAGACACCGUGUAUUUCCCUGAAGGGAUCAAGAGCAGAAAUGCCAGGAGCAGUCACCACAUUUGAAAAAAUUGUCUCAUCCCUUUACUCAAAAAAUGCGUCAAUUGAUAAACCAGGAGCCAAACAGUUCUUCAUUGAUAGGAAAGAGUCAUGUGUUUUUGAGGCAAAGCAGAAAUUUGGCUGUUUGAUUAGGAUAAAAGAAGAAGAAGAACAACAACAAAAACAAAAGGAUGAAAAAGCUGAUGAUAAAAGGAAUAGAAAGCUCUACUAUGAAGAAAUCCUGCCAUGUGGAAUUGUAGUAGCAGUGUAUAAAGGUGACUUGUCUAAUUACCCUGUUGAUGUUGUGGUGAAUGCAUCUAAUGAAACCUUAAGUCACAUCGGUGGCCUUGCUGCAGCACUGCUAAAUGCUGCUGGUCCAGAGCUGCAAGAGGAGUGCAAUGAGCUGGUGAGGAAGAAGGGGAAUUUGCAGCCUGGCUCUGCAGUUAUCACAGGCGCUGGGAAACUCCCCUGCAAGAACAUCAUUCAUGCUGUUGGGCCCAGGUGGAGCAAGGAGGAAGCAGAACUAUGCGUGGAGUCAUUGAGGAAGGCAGUGAAGAAUAGUCUACAACUAGCUGAAACAUACAAUCAUCGUUCCAUAGCUCUGCCUGCUGUAAGUGCAGGGCUUUUUGGCUUCCCACUGGAACUGUGUACAUAUUCGAUUGUAGCCUCCAUCAAGGAGGCCUUGGAAGAAUCCAUGGGGGAGAGCAGCUUGAAGGAGGUUCAUCUUGUCAAUGAUGUAGAGAAAACUGUUGAGGUUCUGACCGAGACAGUAAAAAACGUGUUUUCAGCUAAAUCAUCAGCCCCAAAACUGCUGACAUCACACUUGGAAAGCUGCAAGCUGAAAAAAAGGCAGGGGAAGAGAAAAGAUGAUCUGAAAACGGUUACAACGAAUGAAGGACUUUGCAUCCGGGUAGAGGAGAAAAACAUUCAGGAAGCCACGACGGAUGUUAUUGUCAACAGUGUUGGCACAGAUCUGAAGUUUGGUGUGGGGCCUCUUUGCAAAGCCUUGCUGGAAACAGCUGGACCAGGGCUCCAAACAGAGUUUGAGAACGAAAAGCAAAGCCAGUCUGCUGGCCAAGGGAGUGUGGUCUGCACCAGUGGAUGUGCUCUGGCCUGCAAGUCUGUGUUUCAUGCCAUACUGCCUGUGUGGAAUGGAGGAAAAGGACAGACACAGAAGAUCCUGGAAGAUGUGAUCAAUUUCUGCUUGAGGAAAACGGAAGAACUUGGACUGAAAUCAAUCAGUUUCCCAGCUAUUGGAACUGGAGGAUUUGGAUUUCCUAAAGUCAUUGUUUCUAAGUUAAUGUUUGAUGCUGUAUUCAAGUUCAGCAGUAGUCACACUCGGAAGAAUCUUCAGGAAGUUAAUUUUCUCUUGAAUCCAAAAGAUAUUGAUAAUAUUCAGGCUUUUACCACUGAAUUGAAAAUUAGGGUAGCUGAAAGUCCCAAUGCUGCAGCACCACAGCCAAGUUUCAUUACGCCUGUUUCUACUGAAGUAUUGGGAGUUCAUGAAAUGAAGAUUGGUUCCGUCACACUCCAAGUAAUUAGUGGAGAUAUCACCAAGGAAGAUACAGAGGUUAUUGUAAACAUAUCAGAUCCAUCAUUUGACUCUACAGCAGGAGUCUUCAAAGCAAUUAUGGAUGCUGCUGGUUCCCAGGUAGUAGCAGAAUGUGCUCAAUAUGCUGGGAAGCGUCAAAGUGGCUUUGUUACUACACAAGGUGGAAAUCUGUUGUGCAGUAAAAUCAUCCACUUGAUUACCAAUAACGAAGUGAAGAGUCAGGUCUCCAGCGUGCUUAAUGAGUGUGAGAAGAAGAUGUACAAAUCUGUUGCCUUCCCAGCUAUUGGAACAGGUCGAGCAAGACAGAGUCCAGCAAAGGUAGCUGAUGAAAUGUUGGAUGCUAUAGUGGAAUUUGCAAGCCAGAAAUCAGUACAGCAUUUACAAAAAAUUAAAAUCAUCAUCUUCCAGACAAAUAUGCUCAAGGACUUUUAUGAAAGCAUGAAGAAAAGAGAAGAUUCAGAGUCAUCCACAGUGGAAUCAUGGAUAUCUAGGUUCAAAUCCUUGUUUUGGGCAAAAAGGCCAUCCACUGAGAAGACAAAGCCUGUGAAUUUGGAGAAGAAAGUUGAUUUAGUCACGUUUGAAAUUUGUGGAGAAAGCCAAGAAAACGUGAAUGCAGCUGAGUCCUGGAUAGAGGAUUUAAUUUUAAAGGAACAGUUUGAAAACAUUAUUUCAGACGAGCUAAUUGAACGUUUUGAUGAGAGGCAAAUUCACACUUUGGAUGAUCUCCAGAGAAGAAAGCAUGUCACCAUUCAGAUUGAAAACAGGAUUUCUCCCCCUCAAAUUAAAAUUUCUGGUAUCAGCAGGGAUGUCUGUUUUGUUUCUGUAAAAGUUCAAAACAUGAUCCAAAAACUUAAGAAUAUUGAAGAAGAACGAUCCAAGGCAGAACUUUUUUAUAACCUGGUGGAAUGGAGGUAUGCAGGAAGCAGUGAUAGCUUUGUUGCUUUUGAUAAACUGACAAAUAUGCAGCUGGAGGAUGCCAAAAUAGCUAAAAAAUCAUCUCUUACUGUCAAAAUUAACAAGAAGAACUACAAGGUGGAUCUGAAUUCUCUACAGGCUACUGAUGGGCAAGGAAAAACUAUAAGCAUUCAACGUAUGCCAAAGGAUGAAGAUCUGCAGUCAAUAGAGCUCCCUAAGAACUGGGAAGACAUGCAAAAGCAACGGGUCAAACUGGUGGAUCUCAAGCCAUCACAUCAGGAAUAUAAAGUAGUUCAGAACAAAUUUGGGAAAACCUGUCCCAACUUUACCAUUGAGAAGAUUGAAAGAGUACAAAAUCCCUACCUCUGGCAGACAUACCAAAUCAAAAAAAGAUCUCUCUGUACAAAGAACAAAACCGAAGAUAAUGAGAAGUUGCUGUUUCAUGGGACUGCUGUAUCCUCACUGAGCACCAUCAACUACAAUGGAUUCAAUCGUGGGUUUGCUGGAAAGAAUGCUGCAGCCUAUGGAAAUGGAACCUACUUUGCUGUUGAUGCAAGUUAUUCUGCUCAGAACACUUACUCCGUUCCAGAUGCGAAUGGCAAAAAAUACGUGUACCUGGCUCGGGUCCUCACUGGGCAGUACUGUGCUGGGAGCCAAGGAUUAAUCACUCCACCACCAAAAAACCCAUCAGAUCCUACUGACCUGUAUGACAGUGUGGUUGAUAAGAUGUCUAAUCCAGCAGCGUUUGUCAUAUUUAAUGACAUUCAGGCAUAUCCAGAAUACCUUAUUACUUUCAAAUAA
Messenger RNA from Acanthisitta chloris (rifleman), 5258 nucleotides. RefSeq names its product poly [ADP-ribose] polymerase 14-like. Gene Ontology annotation, molecular function: transcription corepressor activity; NAD+ poly-ADP-ribosyltransferase activity. The transcript has 16 exons. Gene Ontology annotation, cellular component: cytoplasm; nucleus. The record is from RefSeq and is a predicted model, not a curated record. The annotation marks the transcript as partial. Gene Ontology annotation, biological process: negative regulation of gene expression. Lineage: Eukaryota; Metazoa; Chordata; Aves; Passeriformes; Acanthisittidae.